Molecule: messenger RNA, 618 nt
Organism: Haemonchus placei
Lineage: Eukaryota; Metazoa; Nematoda; Chromadorea; Rhabditida; Trichostrongylidae
Source: the annotation of a GenBank genome assembly
AUGGCACUUCGACCGUACCAAGGAGGACGUUUUGAGGAAAUCGGAUCCGAAGAAGCACAUACGAUCGAAACGUUUGAACGACGCAUUGGUGGCACUCCAUGCAGCGAACCAAAACGAGAAUACAGCAGCCAGGAACACACCGAACGACGAACCUUCGGACGUGAUGAAAACGGCGAAAUUGUCGUGAAAAUCGAAAAGAAUCCACGUGACCCAGUCCGUCCGGUUUCGCCAGUCCUUCCAGUGGAGCCUGUUGGUAAUCAUCGUCACGCCCAUCUUUUGAAGCCGAUACAACCUCUAACCAUUCCACGAAUCGACGUCCGCUCUGCGACACCAUCGCAUGACGGUCCUAUUACCCAACGUUCCCACUAUGUGACGUCUCCGUCUCAUAGCGCAAAUGUUUCACCGAGGAGCGUGAGCUUUUCACCUCAAAGCAAUUCCAGUGGAGGAUCUAAUAAAAGCAACCCGAUGAAAAAGAUAAUCAAGAAGGCACGUUGGGUUUCCAUUCACGAUGGCCGCCCUGUGAGCCCGUUCACAGAAACUGUCACGUAUGAGCCGGCGUUCCCACAAAGAUACAGCAGGCAAGUUCCAAUACGCAAUUACAGUUAUCAAGAAUGCUGA